UAAAAUAGUAAAAAAGUAAGAGAGAGAGAGAGAGAGAGAGAGGAGAGGGAGAGAGAGAGAACAAAACCCAAACUAGGAGAACAGAAAUCAGUCCAGAGAAUUCACUGCUACAACUAUUCAAAAUCCCAUCGUAUACAAAUACACGCGAACACAUACAUAUAUAGAGUAUCAUUGUAUCUAUAGGAUUGGAUUCUCGAUUUCGAUUUUCUUGGUUGGCCGAUGGAGCUCCAGAACACAGUGAAAGAAGCCCUAAACGCGCUGUACCACCAUCCAGACGACGCCGUUCGCAUGCAGGCCGAUCGAUGGCUUCAGGAGUUCCAGCGAACCAUCGAUGCUUGGCAGGUCUCUGAUAAUCUACUUCAUGAUGCUAGUAGCAAUCAAGAAACCUUAAUCUUUUGUUCUCAAACGCUUAGAAGCAAGGUACAGCGUGAUUUUGAAGAGCUGCCUUCUGAAGCUUUUCGCCCAUUACGUGAUUCACUAAAUAGCUUAUUGACAGCAUUUCAUAAAGGCCCCCCUAAAGUUAGAACCCAGAUUAGUCUUGCUGUGGCUGCAUUGGCUGUUCAUGUUCCUGCUAAAGAUUGGGGUGAUGGUGGAAUUGUAAAUUGGCUCAGAGAUGAGAUGAAUUCUCAUCCAGAAUGCAUACCAAGUUUCCUUGAGCUACUCAGAGUUUUGCCUGAGGAAGCUUUUAACUACAAGAUAGCAGCUCGUCCUGAUAGACGCCGCCAAUUUGAGAAAGAACUUGCCUCUCUUAUGGAGGUUGCUCUUGAUAUCUUGAGAGCAUGUUUGAAUAUUAGUGAACUUACGGAGCAGGUUCUCGAGGCAUUUGCUUCCUGGCUUCGUCUAAGGCAUAGGAUUCCUUCUUCUACGCUUGCUUCUCAUCCAUUGGUGCUGACAGCUCUUUCUAGCUUGAGUUCUGAUGUCCUACUCGAGGCAUCUGUCAAUGUAAUUUCUGAAUUAAUACAUUACACAGCAGCAAGAAACUCUGGUGGAGUUGUGGCACAUAUGCCCUUAAUUCAAGUGAUUGUGCCUCAAGUUAUGAGCCUUAAGUCACAGCUUAGAGAUUCUUCAAAGGAUGAGGAGGAUGUCAAGGCCAUUGCUCGUUUGUUUGCUGACAUGGGUGAUUCAUAUCUUGAAUUAAUUGCAAAUGGUUCUGAUGAGUCGAUGGUGAUCGUGCAUGCGUUGUUGGAAGUUGCUUCACACCCUGAAUAUGAUAUUGCUUCUAUGACAUUCAACUUCUGGCACAAUCUUCAGAUAUACUUGAUUGAGAGAGAUUCCUAUGUAUCAUUUGGAAUUGAAGCAUCCAUAGAAGCAGAAAGAAGUCGGAGGCUGCUGGUUUUUCGUUCAUCAUAUGAAUCACUUGUUUCCUUGGUUAGCUUCAGAGUUCAGUAUCCCCAGGACUAUGCAGACCUUUCAAGGGAGGACCUUAAGGAUUUCAAGAAAACUAGAUAUGAUGUAGCGGAUGUCUUAAUUGAUGCAGCAUUGGUCUUAGGAGGUGAAGCAACAUUGAAGAUUCUUUACAUGAAGCUUGUUGAGCCUGGAGGGAGCUCCGGAAAUGGUGAACAUAGCAAUUGGCGUUCAGCGGAGGCCGCUUUGUAUUGUAUCCGAGCUAUAUCAGAUUAUGUUUCUGUCACGGAAGCUGAAGUAAUGCCCCAGGUUAUGUAUUUGCUUCCCAAACUUCCUCAUCAACCCCAACUUCUAACAACUGUGUGCUUAACGAUUGGAGCUUAUUCAAAAUGGCUUGAUGCUGCGCCUACUGGACUCUCAUUCUUGCCUUCACUCAUAGAUAUUCUUGUGAGUGGCAUGAAUGUCUCUGAAGAUACUGCAGCAGCUGCUGCUUUGGCUUUUAGACACAUCUGCAACGACUGUGGCAAGAAGCUUUGUGGAUCCUUAGAUGGUCUUUUCCAUAUAUACCAAAGGGCUAUGAUUGGAGAAGGGACCUUUAAGGUCUCUGCUGAGGACUCGUUGCAUCUGGUUGAAGCUUUGAGUGUGGUUAUUACAGAACUUCCUUCAGACCAUGCUAAGAAAGCCCUUGAGGUUUUAUGCUUGCCUGCUGUGACUCCUUUACAGGAAGUUAUUAAUCAAGGUCCUUUGGUAUUGGGUCAAACAACAGCUCGUGAGUUAACAGUUCAUAUUGAUCGACUUGCAAAUAUAUUUAGAUAUGUAAAUCACCCUGAAGCUGUCGCAGAUGCAGUUCAACGUCUUUGGCCAAUAUUCAAAGCCAUCUUUGAUAUUCGUGCUUGGGAUAUGCGGACAAUGGAGUCUCUUUGUCGGGCUUGCAAAAAUGCUGUAAGAACAUCUAAAAGGUUUAUGGGACUUACAAUUGGAGCAAUGCUAGAGGAGAUACAAGCCCUGUAUAAACAGCACCACCAGUCAUGUUUCCUUUAUCUCUCGAGUGAAGUUAUAAAGAUAUUUGGGUCUGAUCCAUCUUGCGCAGACUACUUAAAAAUCUUGAUUGAAUCGCUCUUCAGCCACACCAUAUGUCUGCUUAAAACAAUCCAGGACUUCACGUCCAGACCAGACAUUGCAGAUGACUGUUUUCUGUUGGCGUCGCGGUGCAUCCGCUAUUGUCCUGAUUUGUUUUUCCCUUUGCCGGUAUUUCCACCACUAGUAGAUUGUGCUAUGAUUGGCAUCACAGUGCAGCACAGAGAGGCCUCCAAUUCCAUAUUUACUUUCUUAUCCGAUAUAUUCGAUAUUUCAAACUCUAGUCAGGGAGAAAAAUAUACAUCCAUCAGAGAUAAUGUCAUAAUUCCUCGGGGCCCCACCAUCACCAGAAUUUUGGUUGCCUCUUUAACUGGAGCACUCCCAAGUUCUCGACUAGAAACGGUAAUCUAUGCCUUACUAGCAUUAACUCGAGCAUAUAGGUCGAGAGCUUUGGAGUGGGCCCAGGAUAGCGUUUUGCUAAUCCCAUCAACAGCAGCGACAGAGGCGGAGAGGUCGAGGUUUUUACGAGCGUUGUCUGAGGUGGUAUCUAGGGGUGAUGUUAAUGCUCUCACAAUUUCCAUCGAAGAACUGUCAGAGGUUUGUCGGCGUAACCGAACAGUUCAGGAGAUCGUCCAAGGAGCCUUGAGACCUCUUGAGUUAAAUUUGGUAAACGGUGUAGUAGUCUGAGAGUAAUUUAAAAAGGGGCCAUUUUGCCUUGGCGGCCUUGGAUCUUCCGUUUAUUUAUGUUGAUUUGUGUAUCGAUCGUCAUUUCGCCAAUUUUUAUGGGUGUAUAUGAUUGGGAGGUAUAGGAAUGUUGUAUGUUUUAUCAAGAGAUGUGAAUCUUUGAGCGGAUUUUCAAUGGUCUUUUCUUUGCUUUUUUUCUUCUUGGUGGGAAAAUUGUGUGGUACAGAGAUGUAAAUUUGGUAUUUAAUGUACAAGUUUAAGAAUACUGAGCAAUAGAGCAUAGUUGUGUCUUGCCUAUAAACAUUGUACAGAUGAAGUGUUAUUUUCUAUGUAGGCUUUCUUCUUAUAAA
Molecule: messenger RNA, 3455 nt
Organism: Rhododendron vialii
Lineage: Eukaryota; Viridiplantae; Streptophyta; Magnoliopsida; Ericales; Ericaceae
Product: transportin MOS14
Exons: 27
Coding region: 220-3108 (962 amino acids)
Biological process (GO): protein import into nucleus
Cellular component (GO): cytoplasm; nuclear membrane
Molecular function (GO): small GTPase binding
Source: RefSeq, a predicted model, not a curated record